GCCGAACAAGCUCACCAAAUCGCCGGUUCGGAGCUCAGAUUACGCAGUGACCGCUUUAUCCUCGAUUGAAGCGAAUCCGGACCCAAUCCCUCAUUUAUCGACCCUUAUUCCGACGCUCUCCUUCCCGUUCCGCGCACUCCGCACCACCCUUCAUCAUGGUCCACAAAGUCCUCUUCUGGGGCGGCUUCGGCAUCGCCGUCCGUCUCUGGCAGCUCGGAAUCGAAAUGCGUCCCAUUCUCGCCAAGGAAUCUCUCUGGGUGUACCCUCUCUUCGCCGGCGUCGGUAGCAGCUUCGGAUACUGGCUCCAGGGCGUUGAGGACAGACAGCUCAAGAUCCUUGCGCAGCGCCGCGAGGCUAUUCUCGAAAAGCGUCGGAGACGUGACCAGACCACAUUGAGCAAGGUUGAGGAGGCCGGCACUCUUGCCGCGACGUCGUGAAUGUGGUAUAGGUGGUUGGAGGACAGGAUUAGGAGACGAUGGCUGUGUUAGUCGACUUGGUUGGCCAACAAUCCAGUCGUUCUUGUAUCAAAAUUCGAUCGGUUAUGCUCGGGCUCCUGUUACCAAAAGAGGGGAAGACAUGAAGGCUUUUGUGCCUAUGAGCAAGACCUAAAUUAUGUGUUUACUUUCAAUUGUUUUAUUCCACUGUUCGCAUUGCAAUGGCAGAUUUUCGUUUGCUUUUUGAUUGUAUCUGUAUGUUCAUAUCGUUGCUCUGUAGCGCCCGCCAUCUUUCUUUCGAGAUGUGAUCCGUGCAGGGUUUCUAUUUCCCUGUGUUCACACAAGCUAGGUAUCCCAUAAAGGCUGUGGAUUAAGGUGUCUAGCAUCUACAAUGCAUAUAUAGCGAAGAAGCAAUCCUCGA
Molecule: messenger RNA, 855 nt
Organism: Aspergillus pseudonomiae
Lineage: Eukaryota; Fungi; Ascomycota; Eurotiomycetes; Eurotiales; Aspergillaceae
Product: putative NADH-ubiquinone oxidoreductase 14 kDa subunit
Exons: 2
Coding region: 156-437 (93 amino acids)
Source: RefSeq, a predicted model, not a curated record